AUGCUUGAGAACUUCUCUCGCGCUGUGCGCAACUACGUGCCAACUUCCAUUCCUGUUCCUGCCUCCGCACCCUCUCCGCCGCGGGUAUCAAGACCCGUUUCUUUUGGUAGCUUCAUGGCCCCUCCUGGCGCUUCAAGUCGUUCACCAGGUCCAAAUAUACCCAUUGUCUCUCCAACCGCCAGGAAGCCUCUUGGCGCUGGUCCAAUUGGAAAUCAACAGAAUUGGAGAAUGAGACCAGGCGCCAGACUUGACUCAGCAGACGACGAUGAACAUGCUAUCUUCGGCUCUGACGAUGAGGACUGUGAAAGCGCGUUCUCAGGAGAUCAACCCCUAACGACUUACCCUACCGCCGCUGAAGGCGACUCUAUUGUGUGGUCCCGCUGGGACACCCUCAUUGAGAACGGUUCGAGACCUCGGCGUAUACUGUUACUUGGCUACACCACUGGCCUUCAGAUUUGGGACUGCACACUCCUGGGAUCAGUGUCCGAGAUUCUGAAUCUUACUGAUUAUCCCUUUGGGUCCGUUACCUUUGCUGGUGUGCUUGCGACUCCGCACUCCUCUGGAGAACGUGAAUAUGACAGUUCCAGGCCUCUAAUUGGUGUAAUCUCUAGGUCGAAAGACAAGUCAACGAUGUCUAUUUAUUCAUUGCGGGCUCACAAGGUCAUCAAGCAUCUUCCGUUUGUUAAUGUAACAACCUUUACUUCAAGUGCACACUUCAUUGUCAUCAAUACUACAAAUCCACCAACUCUACACAUUCUUUCUUCAGCAUCCUUUACAGAACUACAUACUAUUUCUUCGCUUGCCAUUCUUCCUUCGUACACAACAAUUCCAUAUAAAGCCAAUACCAACAACAUUGUAUCAUUAACACCGAUAGACUCCAUCAACACCAACCAUGCUUCUCAUGACUAUCCCGUCCCCAUAUUUGCUCUUUCUCAUCGCAUCUUGGCAUAUGCUUCCCUGCCUCCUAGAGCAGAUUCUCAUGUUGGAGCCGUUUCUCAGCCUCGCACGCGCCUACGCUCCCCGUCAAGCACCCUCGGAAUAUCUCAUGCUGCUGCACUCAAGGUCGGGGGGACCGUCCUCAGCGGGGUGAAGUCCCUUGGUGGAAUAGCAUAUUCCGCUGCUGCGGAGUAUGCGAAAUCUCGCGCGGGCGCGGGAGAUCAAUCACGCGCGGCUCAAGGGCAAACAUCAGUGAUGAGUGGCGUCAGUAACCUCUUCUUUUCACGGAGCGCCCCUGCUGCGAGCAGCGGCCAUUCGGACCCAACCGAAGUUACGUCUCUGUCGCCGGCGCUAUUUCCAAAUACCCAAGACCGACAAGAGGAAGUAGAGACGCUAUCGUCGGGUUAUCAUAUUACAGUACUAGAUCUGGCUUCCCUUUUGUCCGGAGACAGUCCGUCCGUACGCAUCAUUUCCGAAUUCGUCGCAUUUAAGCACCAGCCCGUGUCCUCUCUCAAGUUCACUCUUGAUGGGACCUCCUUGCUAGUAUCUCCUAGGGAUGGGCAAGCCGUUCGCGCUUUCCAGAUUCGGCCUACGGCGAGUGUUUUACUUCCCACCGACAAGAAGUAUGCUGGCGACCAUCAAAUCGCGCUCGUCGGGCGCCAAUUCAAUGCUGAACAAAGUUCACCGUGGCACAUGUACAAUCUACGCCGAGGUCGGACAACUGCCGUCAUUGAUGGGAUCGAAGUUUCGGCGGAUGGGCGGUGGGUCGCUUUUGGGACUAGGAAAGCGACAGUACACGUCUUUGCUAUCAAUCCAUAUGGCGGAAAACCAGACUUGCGAAGCCAUAUGGAGAACAGGGUUCGGAAUACAAAUGAAGCCCAUGUCCCAUUGUCCGUUGAAUUGUCAUCGCUUGUGCGUCUCAGAUCCGUCAAGGCGUCCGCUCACGGCGGCGUCAAGCCGGGAAUUACCUUUACGUUCCUUCCUAGCGACACACCGUUGCCUGCCAGCCUCCAGCCUCCCCCAUCUGCCAUCACAUCGUCUCCUAGCACGUCCUCAAGUCGUUCUGAUCAACCUUCUCCGCUUCGGGCGAGGAAGACUGCCAACUUUCAGGAUCUUCUUCUCUUUGAUCCCUCUGAUGGUGUACUAUCUUUGCGACGUAUCAUGCUCGAUCAACGUCCUCGUGAUACAGGUGCAUUUUCAUAUACAUUAGCCAACUUGCCAACGAGCAUGUCGCUUCCUGGUACUAGUGCCACUGGUCGUCUCAGCACAUCGCCACACAAUCGCGUCGGCGUCGCGUCGACCAAGACUUCCGGCCUAACUCAAAUGAUGUUGGAAUCUGCCAGCGAAUUGCAUGGACGAGAUACCAUGAUCGCUACUUGGCAGCUUAGACGACACCGAGAUUGGGGCGAAGUAAAGCACGUGCAGCGAUUGAAUGCGUGGUCUCCUGGACGAACGCCUAUUGCAAAGUAUGCGCUAUUGUCAACAAGUGGCUUUGAUGCUGACGCAGAUCGCAUUGCUUUUAGCUCCCUUGUUCAUGCAGAACUAUCUACAUAUUCCAGGUCGCCGAAUGUGAAUCCUCGCCUUAUCUAUCUCGCCCACCAAUUCAGCUUUUACACUCUGGGCGAAGAUUACCAUGCUCUCAUUCGCCGCAAUCGACUAGACAUAACAGGGACCAAGAUGGACGUGCGCAAGGAGGUAGAAGUCAGUGCAUAUUCCGCAGGCACUGGAGAGUCCUUUGUCGAGGGAUUUUCGCCUCGUGAUAUGGGACGAGUCGUGUCUUCCUUUGACGAACCAAUAGCGUCUGCUAUAUCUGCCGAUAUGGAGUACCCGCGUUCAUCUCGGUCUCUCAUCCCCAUGCUCCCGAACGGGGCUGGUUUGAAGCCACGGUCCUUUAAGAACCCCAUCCCCAUCCGCGCAAUGACAUCAAAUAUUGCCGAAGGUGUCGGAGAAGGUUUUGGUCGUAUCCGAAGAGAGAUCAAUCGAGUUCGUUCCCCACAGCUUGUACGACCAGAGGGUCUAUCAGCGUCCGUUCCUCUUGAGUUUGAUGAGCAUGACGAGGAUCUAGUGUUCCCAGGGAUGGAACGGGAUGAUGACGUUGUGGAUGACAAUGGGUCCAGAGGUGAAGACGCCACGGACCCUUCGAUUGAUACACCUCCUACCGAUGCUGAGCUGUGCGAUGAUGGAACCGAGUUAUGGCAUGGUUGGACAGAAGAGGAUAAGCUCGCCGUGGAUGAGGCAGAACAGUUUGACGAUGUCGUCGGAUUCUUGGACGAGGAGCAGACGCCAGCGAUUCAAGCGGAGCAAAGGAGGGCGAACAGGAAACAGCUUUGGUAG
Suillus discolor is the source of this 3270-nucleotide messenger RNA. RefSeq lists its product as uncharacterized. NCBI's taxonomy places the organism in Eukaryota, Fungi, Basidiomycota, Agaricomycetes, Boletales, Suillaceae. The record is from RefSeq and is a predicted model, not a curated record. The transcript has 5 exons. Gene Ontology annotation, biological process: response to starvation; autophagy. Gene Ontology annotation, cellular component: cytoplasm. The coding region runs from base 1 to 3270 and encodes 1089 amino acids.